This is a messenger RNA of Sarcophilus harrisii (Tasmanian devil), 2602 nucleotides long. RefSeq names its product transcription factor EB (gene TFEB). Bases 201 to 1631 code for a protein of 476 amino acids. The record is from RefSeq and is a predicted model, not a curated record. Gene Ontology annotation, molecular function: DNA-binding transcription factor activity, RNA polymerase II-specific; RNA polymerase II cis-regulatory region sequence-specific DNA binding; protein dimerization activity. The transcript is spliced from 9 exons. Gene Ontology annotation, cellular component: nucleus. Gene Ontology annotation, biological process: positive regulation of DNA-templated transcription; humoral immune response; regulation of transcription by RNA polymerase II. NCBI's taxonomy places the organism in Eukaryota, Metazoa, Chordata, Mammalia, Dasyuromorphia, Dasyuridae.
CGGCGGCGCGACCAGCGGACGGGGCGAGCCGCCCGGGCAGCGGCUCCGAGCCCGGAGGAGGCCCCGGCGGGGCGGGGCGGGGCGCGCGCCAGCUCCCGGCCCGGGCACCUGAACUUGAACAAGUUGCCGGAGCCGCUCGGGCCGAGUGACCUUCAGGUCGAGGGAUCCAGCUUGCCUUCGGGCACCUGCAGCCACCUGCCAUGGCCUCUCGAAUUGGCCUUCGGAUGCAGCUCAUGAGGGAGCAGGCUCAGCAGGAGGAGCAGCGGGAGCGUAUGCAACAACAGGCUGUGAUGCAUUACAUGCAACAGCAACAACAGCAGCAGCAGCAGCAGCUGCCAGGACCCCCCACCCCAGCCAUCAACACCCCAGUGCACUUCCAGUCCCCACCUCCUGUUCCAGGAGAGGUCCUGAAGGUACAGUCAUAUUUGGAAAACCCCACUAGCUACCAUCUGCAACAGUCACGAGACCAGAAAGUGCGGGAAUACUUGUCUGAGACUUAUGGGAACAAAUUUGCUGCUCACAUCAGCCCUGCUCAGAGCUCCCCAAAGCCUCCUCCAGCUGCUUCUCCUGGGGUCCGGGCCAGCCAUGUGCUCUCUUCCUCUGCAGGCAAUAGUGCCCCCAAUAGCCCGAUGGCUAUGCUCAAUAUCGGCUCCAAUCCAGAGAGGGAGCUCGAUGAUGUUAUUGACAACAUCAUGCGCUUGGAUGACGUCCUGGGAUACAUCAAUCCAGAGAUUCAGAUGCCCAACACGUUGCCUCUGUCCAGCAGCCAUCUGACAGUGUACAGUGGAGACCCCCAGGUCACGGCCUCCCUUGUAGGUGUCACUAGCAGCUCCUGCCCUGCUGACUUGGCCCAGAAGAGAGAGCUCACAGAUGCUGAGAGCCGAGCCUUGGCCAAGGAACGACAGAAGAAAGACAAUCACAACCUUAUUGAAAGAAGACGAAGAUUCAACAUUAAUGACCGAAUCAAAGAACUGGGCAUGCUGAUUCCCAAGGCCAAUGACCUAGAUGUGCGCUGGAACAAGGGGACUAUCUUGAAGGCUUCAGUCGAUUAUAUUCGUCGGAUGCAGAAGGAUCUGCAGAAAUCCAGAGACCUGGAGAACCACUCUCGGCGCCUUGAGAUGACAAACAAGCAGUUGUGGCUUCGCAUUCAGGAGCUGGAGAUGCAGGCCCGAGUCCAUGGCUUACCUACAGCUUCCCCGUCUGGUGUUAAUAUGGCGGAAUUGGCCCAGCAGGUGGUAAAACAAGAGCUCCCCAGUGAGGAGGGCCUGGGGGAGCCCUUGCUCCCCACUGCUGAGCUCCCUGACCAAGAGCCCUCUCUGACCCUGCCUCCUCAACCCCCACCACCCCCACCCCCACCCCUGCCGCCGCAGUCUCCAUACCAACUGGACUUCAGCCAAAACUUGAGCUUCAGCGGGGGUGAGGGGCCGCAGGGUUUCCCUGACCCCCUGGGACCCGAGCACGGCUCCCUCUUCCCCUCCCUGUCCAAGAAAGAGCUGGACCAUCUGAUGCUUCUGGACGACACCAUGUUGCCCUUGGCCUCCGACCCCCUCUUCUCCACCAUGUCACCCGAGGCCUCCAAGGCCAGCAGCCGCCGUAGCAGCUUCAGCAUGGAGGAAGGGGACAUGCUGUGACCCCAGCCAUCCCCCUCCCAAUCCCCAGAGCUGGGGAGGAGGGACAAGCCCUGGGGGGUUGGGAGUUAGGGACGUGUGACGGGGAGUGCUCUCUUCCUCCCACUUCCCUCCAAUCUGCACUCGUGUGUGAUUAGCGACCUGUGUGGACACUGGCUCCCCCACUCCUGCCUCCCCCACUCUUCCCAAUCCUGUGCUCCCAACUCUAGGCCUCCCAGCCCAGCCAGGCCCCUGACAUGCAGGACGUGCUUCAAGGGACUGGGAGCUGGAGCUCUCAGGGGGCGCUGGAGAUCUCAUGGGGGGCCAGCCUGGUUCCCUAGGACCCCAUAGUUCCCCGUAGCACUCUUCCCCCCUAUUCCCCCUCUCUGGGGAUGGAGUAGGCAGGAGUGGGCAAGAGUCUGCCUGCCCUGACACAGAGACCUGCAGGGCUAGGCCCUGAGGGCUGAGAUCAGCUUGGAUAGGAUGGGGGGGGGGGCUAGUGUGGGAGAAGAGGCUCAGCCAUGACAGGUGGCAGCAUACCAGGAGUUCCAAAGGGGCUUCUAGCUCCUACCCUGGCCCCUUCCCCUAACCAGGCUGCAAGGGGAGUGUGCAUAUAUAGAGGGGGAAGAGCAGAAGCAUCUCCUGAGAGAGGCUCCCUGUUCCUCACCCUUAGCCCCACCACUGGCUCAGCAAUGCCCUGCUUCCGUGGAGAUUAGUACUUGGGACCCCUGCAGAGAGGGACUGGAGCCCAGUGCUCCCUCACCUCUUGCCACAGACCUGGAGUGGCCCCCCACUUUGGUGCUAACUGCCUCUUUUCCCAGGACCUUGUGAGGGUGGGGCCGUAGAGGAGACCAGUGGCUGUACCCCUGCAGGAGCAGCUCCUUCAUGGGAGGCUGGUGCCAGGGCAGGGGGGUUGGGGCUAGGGUGCGCUGUCAGGGGGGCAGCCAGGCUCUGGCCUCCUCCGCCUUGUGCCUUAGUAAACACUUUGCUUUGUA